CUGCUUUCCCCAACGUGCUUGCUUACACCAAUAGCUUUUCAGCUGAGAAACAUCUACUCCGCCUGAUCCUGUGCUGAUCAUGAUGUGCCCAGCUCUGAGCUGGGGCCUCUAGACACCACUACAAAUAACAAAUAUGAUUUUCCCUUUACGCUUGUCUCCUUCACCUCCAUCCACGCUGCAAGUGCUUGUGAGAGCCUGCAAAGAGACGUUGCCUUGUGCUGCUUUGGAGAUCCCAGCAAGAAAUGAGAGUCUGAUGGAUUGUAAAUGCACCUGCCGUCUUUAAACACCAGCCAAACAGAUAAGUGCACUUUUAAUUAUCUCAGCAGCAUUUUACAUGUAGCUCUGCACAUCAUCUCUCUCCAAAUCAGUUUCAAUUUGGUGAGCUCUGUGUUUCACCAUUUCAAAUGAGUGCUCCGUGUUUCUCCUUUCAGCUUAGAAAUACCAAUCAACACCAGUAAAAUACUAGAUGAUACUGGUAUUUCAUGUGAGCAAACUAAUUAGCAUCUGAAGGAACUGCAGCUGAUGGCUUGGGAAGCUCCUGGGGUCUGUCCUUACUUCACUAGAGCCACUGUCUCCAGCAGCCCUAGGAGUUUUUGGGACUCGGGAGCACCUCUGCAGGACCAGACUAGGCUAAUGUGAUCCAUAUGAGCCUUAAGGAGUCUUCUGGGACUCAUUAGAGGUUUAAUAACUGAACUUGGCUGUUUUGAUUGAGAAGAUGCUUGUACAGGCUUGGUGUGAUCUCAGAGCAACCAGCUAAUGCUGCUGGCAGGAGAGAGGGCUUUCUGCAUGUGCUGUUCAUAUGUGCGAGGAGAAAGUGGUAACCCCUGCUUUUCCCUGCCAUUUUCCAGGUGGGAGAAGAGCCAGGGAUGGGGGAGAGAAGCUCUUAGUUGUACUGACUUUAUACAGGGCAUACAAAGACACUUCGUGGGUGAGCCUUCCCAGUACUUGGAAAACCAGAGCUCCUGGAUGCAUGACCUUCCUCUGGGAUUAGAAGAAAGCCAUGGGAAAAGACAAGAAAGGAGAUGAGGCUGUUUUCCUGAGGAAAAAGAUCACUUUGCUGCGGGCUUUCUCACUCCUCAUCGGCAGCAUGGUUGGCAGCGGCAUCUUUAUCUCCCCUAAAGGAGUACUGAAAAACUCCGGCAGUGUGGGUUUCUCCCUGGUUGUCUGGUUUGCUUGUGGGCUGCUCUCAAUGUUUGGUGCCUUGUGUUAUGCAGAGCUUGGGACAAGAAUCACCAAAUCUGGAGGACACUAUAUCUACAUUUUGGAGACGCUGGGGCCCCUGCCAAGUUUCUUAUUCCUAUGGGCAGAGUUUUUUGCUAUCAGGCCUGCCAACAGUGCUGUGGUGUCUUUGGCUUUUGGACGCUACAUGCUGGAGCCAUUUUUUGCUCCUUGUGCAGCUCCUGUCUCUGCUGUGAAGCUGGUGUCUCUCCUGGGGUACUACAUGGUCCUCACCCUCAAUUCCUGGAGUGUCACCUGGAGUGCCCGACUGCAGACGGCUCUCUCCGUUGUCAAACUCCUGGCUCUUGCACUUAUCAUCGUACCAGGGAUGAUGCUGCUGGCCCAGGGCCACACUGAAAACUUCCAGGAUGCUUUUGACAAACAGUCUCUUGUUUUGGAUAAGCUGCCCCUGGCAUUUUAUGCAGGCAUGUUCGCAUAUUCAGGCUGGUUUCAGACUGGCUUUGUGCGUGAAGAGUUGGUCAGACCUGAACGAAAUAUCCCCCUGGCUGUCAUUGUGUCUGUGAUCACAGUAAUCGUGGGCUACAUGCUCACCAACGUCUCCUAUUACACGGUCCUGGGAAGGCAAGAUGUUUUGGCCUCUCCUGCUGUGGCUGUGAGCUUUGUUCAGCGAGCCUUCAAAAGCCUGAUAUCUGUGGUCCCUGUCCUUGUUGCACUCUCCUGCUUUGGAACCAUGAAUGGAGGGAUCUUCACGUUUUCAAGGACUCUCUUCGUGGCUUCCAGGGAAGGACAGUGGCCUCCUCUCUUCUCCAUGAUCCACAUUCGAAGGCAUACACCUCUUCCCUCUGUCAUGUUAAUGUUCCCUUUGGUUACCGCCAUGGUGUGUAUUGGAGAUAUCUACCAUCUCUUGAACUUCUUCAGCUUUUCCCGAUGGCUCUUCAUAGGAUUGGCCACCCUUGGACUCAUUGUCCAUCGCCGUCGUCACCCGGAGCUGCACAGCCCCUUCAAGGUUCCCUUGUUUGUUCCUGUCUUUUUUACCAUCACCUGCCUCUUCACAGUGGUAAUGUCUUUCUACUCAGAUCCUGUGAGCAUUAGCAUUGGAUGCAUGGUAGUCUUAAGUGGUUUUCCGGUCUACUACCUCUUAAUCCAUAGGCAAAUGUCAAGCCGUUGCCGCAGCCUGUUUUAUUACCUUACACACAAACUACAGUUACUGCUGGAAGUAGUCCAACAAGAAAUCAAGACUUACUGAGGAAACUUACUGAGACCUUACAGAAGAGAAAAUCUGCUUACUCCAUUUCUGACACCUUUGACCCUAGUGAAAGCAGGCCAUGCUCUUAUUUUUGUGAUCGCUGAAAAUGAAGAUGGGUCUGAGCCAAAACCUUUCUGCAAGUGUUCCUAAACUUGCUAAUCGGGAUUGGGACGAGCAUGUUGCAUCUGUUUCUGUCUUUUUUGUUUCUAGCAGAACAAUCUAGUUCUCUGAAACAAGCUUGCUUUUCCUGCAGUGUCUUUGAAACCAGAAUCCUAAUGUUGCAGCCUAGCCCAACUCAGCCAAACUGGGGCUGUGGGUGUGUAUAACACUUCUCCUAUGGAGAAAGGCUACAAGAGUUGAUGUCGUUCAUCCUGGAGAAGGCUCCAGGGAAGCCUUAGUGCAGCCUUGCAGUACUUAAGGGGGGAGGCUAUAAGAAAGUGGGAGACUAGCAGUGCCUGUUGUGACACAAGGGGCAAUGGUUUUAAACUGAAAGAGAGAAGACUUAGUCUAGAUAUAAGGGAGAAACUUUUUACAGUGAAGGUUUCAAAACACUGGACCAGAGUGCCCAGGGAGGUGGUAGAAGUCUCAUCGUUAGAAAUAUUCAAGGCCAGGUUAGAUAGGGCUCUGAGCAACCUGGUCUAGUUAGAGAUGUCCCUGCUCACUGCAGAGGGGUUGGACUGCAUUACCUUUAAACAUCCCUUCUGAUCCAAACCAUUCUAUUAUUCUCUUGUUUUACAUAUAUAUACAUAUAUAUAUACACACAUAUACACUUUUGUAUGCAUGCACAGACAUACAUUAUUUUUUGAUUUCCUAACUUGGCAAACAGAGAAACAGAGGAAGGGAGCAUGUGUCCAGAGAAGGGUGAUGAAGCUGGUGAGGGACCUGGAACACAAACCCUAUGAGGAGAGGCUGAGGGAGCUGGGGUUGUUUAGCCUGGAGAAGCGGAGCCUCAGGGAUGCCUCACUGCUGCCUACCACUACCUGAAGGGAGGCUGUAGUCAGGUGGGGGUUGGUCUCUCCUCCCAGGCAAGCAGCAACAGAACAAGGGGACACAGUCUCCAGUUGUGCCAGGGGAGGUAUAGGCUGGAUGUUAGGAGGAAGUUCUUCACAGAGAGAGUGAUUGGCAUUGGAAUGGGCUGCCCAGGGAGGUGUUGGAGUCACCAUCCCUGGAGGUGUUCAAGAAAAGACUGGAUGAGGCACUUAGUGUCAUGGUCUAGCUGAUUGGACUGGGUGGUAGGUUGGACUGGAUGAUCUUGGAGGUCUCUUCCAACCUGACUGAUUCUAUGAUUGUAUGAUUUUAUGUAGCAGAACUUAGAGUCCAGUAUGUGGAAGCGGGUUUCAAAUUGAAGUGUUGUUGUAUCCCUGCUGUGGACAAAUAUUAGAAAGGGGAAAGGAUGAGGUUACAAGUUAGAAAUAAGGUAGAGGAAUUGGAAAGGAGGGCAUGGGGAUAAAACUUCAUUCACCAGAAAGUGCACAUUCAGGUUAAUCAGAAUAUAUUUGAAAACCCUUUGAAAUUCAAAUGUUGAAAAAGUUUUGCAUUGAUUAUUGUAACAGAUCCUGAUCCUCUCCCUGACUCUUCAAACCUGCUCCUCACCAGGUACUGCCAGUGAGGUUGAAAAUUCAGAUUGUGGCCCAAUUCUAGGGAAAUACAGUAUUUCCUUUAGUUAGACAGUACCAUUGAUGAGACUCAGGCAGAUGCACGAAUAAGCACAUCUUUUGAUGCUGUAAGAAGACAUGGGUGGCUUCAUGUCAGAGCUUUAACUUUAAAUCUGCAAUCAAAUGGCUUGCUGAAUUGAUACAUAAAUGCUCAUUUGAACUAUUGCCAUACAAAAGAGUUCUGUUGCAUUUCUAUGGCUUACGUUAUUAAUGUAUCAAUGCUAUAUCCAAGUAAAACAGCAAUUAGCUAUUUCAAAUUGCUGAAUUGUUAAUCUUUUCCUAGAUGAUGGGAAGCAGUAUGCUGAGAUGCCUCUAAUGAUCACUGGAGACAGGAAUAAUACAAUGUGGAGUAUCUUUUGUAUCAAGUAUUUACGUACGUAGUGUAAAAUCAAAAUGCCAUUUACAAACCCAAUGCAAUAUGGCAAAACUUCAAAGACUUCGUCACUGAGAUUCAAAAAUAAGUUGAUUUGGUUUA
Molecule: messenger RNA, 4555 nt
Organism: Pogoniulus pusillus (Red-fronted tinkerbird)
Lineage: Eukaryota; Metazoa; Chordata; Aves; Piciformes; Lybiidae
Product: cystine/glutamate transporter-like
Exons: 14
Coding region: 1001-2425 (474 amino acids)
Biological process (GO): amino acid transmembrane transport
Cellular component (GO): membrane
Molecular function (GO): L-amino acid transmembrane transporter activity
Source: RefSeq, a predicted model, not a curated record